AUGGCCAACGGCUUUGAUAAGCUGGAAAAGUUCUUCAGUGUGUCGAGGAGAAGAGAGAAGACAGGGCAGGGUGCCGCUCGGAAGAAGGUAUCGGUCGUCAGUCCGACAAGCUCAUUUCCACCGGCUAUCGAAGCCCAUGUAUUUCCCUCGCCAUCAUUCAUGCGGCCGACCUCCAUGAGCAUGGAAGUCCGAGACCCAAUCGUUAGAAACACAUCGCUAUUCGCUUUCGCUGAAGAGAAGGAACGGUCGCAAAGCCUCUCCGGUAUGCAGAAUCAGCUACGAAGGCGGUCCUCAGCAUACAUGACCCGGACGGAUGGCGAAUGGAGACCUAGAUUAUAUGGUUCGAGUCCUCUUUCCUCAGUCGCCUUGGACGAAGAACAAGGUCGUCAAGACUGUUCAUCGACCCCGCGGCUGUCCCCGUUUCGCUUUCCCGAGUGUGCACUUUUCAGACAAGACGAAUCGCACCAGCGUUCUUCAGCCGAUGUAUGCCCACAUGAAAAGUCUCGAGUUGAUAACCUGCCCAGAAUCGUGGAGCCCGCAGCGAAAGAGACAAAGUUGUUGGAUUGGUCUCCGAAACAUAUAUCACUAUUGUUCAACCCACUCGAGCUUCCUUCAAUGACCGACACCACAGCUUCACGGCCACCAGAUGAAGCAGAUGCCUCGGUGGUUUUGAUGCCUUCGCCUUUGCUCAUCCGCUCUGUCAAUUCAACCCCCGAAAUACGGCAUGGUAAAUCCCGCAGCAUUCGUAAUGCGCACAGUCGUUCCUCAGCUGGGAGACCAGAACCCAGAUUUUCUUUAUUCCCCAAGCAGUACACCCCUACCAAGAACCCGAUCCAAAUCCACUCACCGCCCGCAUCUGAUGGCGAAGAAGAGCAUUCGUUGACAAAGCGGGGUCGAUCACGGUCGACGACCACGUUGGCGGCUUCAUCCCAGUACUCCUCGCACUACAGCCCUAAACCGUCACCGAACUUAGCACCACGGAGCGAUCCGUCAGCCACGGUGGUAGAGCCAAAGAGUCUACGCGAGACUUGGGGGAAUAGGCUUGAUGAUCCCAAACUUGAACGCCUAGACCUCAAAAACAUUGACAAGAUCCCACGAUCUCGUAUGAAGAGGCCGCCAAGUAUCCUAACGUUAUCGGUCAUGACCGCGGAUAUCGCAAAGCAGAACAUUCUGCAAGAACCUACGUUCGAUGAUUUCUAUGCCCUGAGCGACGAAGAUAUUUCUGAGAUUCGACCAGCUACACCUAAACCGAACUUGUGGGCGCCGCCAUGCCCGCCACCAAAAGAUAAACCGAAGCCGCCACCGCCCCGAAAGCUUGGGGCUGCCGUCGCGACACCUUCGAUGCAAACGGUAGCCAUCAAUCCGAACUCCGGAGACGUCACUCCUCCAGACACGCCCACGGAUGCUCGGUUUCUGACUUUAACGCCACCUGCUACUCCUUCAGGUGCCCUGGGAGCAAUUAUGGCGGCGGGAAUUGCGAAAACGUACAACUUUGACCUAGUGUAUGUCAUUAGCCUGUGGCCAAGUGGACAAGGUAAUCUAUUGGAUCCUUCACGGCGACCAUCUGCCAGGUCAUCACAGCGACCUACGCGCUCCGGGGGCACAAUGGUUGCGCAUCCAAACUCCGAGUUUUCUGGAAGGCUUAUGGCCGCAUUCGGCCUGAAUGAAGUGCCCUCGCCCUUCAGAAUCCCCACCACCGUCCAACUCCGAACCCUCGACACGCACGAAUGGAGAGAGUACGGAAACCCCACGGCAAAGCCUGAGGAGUUUUCUCGCGGCUGGACAUGCUCCUUCCAUAGUGAUCAUGUGCCAAUGGCUCGUAAUAGCCUGCAAGCCUCCCCGGAUAUUGUCAUGAAUCGCGGCAUCGUCUUCGCCGCUUACACCAAACGGAAUAACGAGGCGGCGGUUAAACUCAAGUCGAGGGCGGAGAAGGACCAGUUCUUGGAUAGGCUUCACUUGGACGCAAAGACACUCGUGGAUGCUUUGCUCGAUAGGAACGAGUAGAGCGGGAAUACACAACCAUGAGACCCUCCGCAUUCACCAACGCCGCUUCGAUUCAGAUGGAUACGCAUGCCAAUUAUAUUAUACGAACUGGAAGUUUCAGCGUCCUCCGGUGCACACUUUGGUAUCGACUGGUUGCCAGGGAUCCUUCGACGCCGUCAUUUGGUCGUUCAUACGGAUUUAUCUUAAGUACAGGUUUAUGGAGGAUGUGAUUACAAGAAAAAAUAGCACUACGCUAAUGAUGUUUGAUGCAAAUAGCGACGAGUAAUUGGAGGACAAGACGGAAUACCGAUUCCUGGGGACAUCUAUGUAGAUGAUGACGCUUGGUGGUGGACUUUCGCUUGGCCUGCCCCUCUUUCUUAACACUCAACUUGGCUCACGCUUCAGUAUUUAUGUACUUAGAUG
Messenger RNA from Pseudomassariella vexata, 2406 nucleotides. RefSeq lists its product as uncharacterized. NCBI's taxonomy places the organism in Eukaryota, Fungi, Ascomycota, Sordariomycetes, Amphisphaeriales, Pseudomassariaceae. The transcript has a single exon. Bases 1 to 2004 code for a protein of 667 amino acids. The record is from RefSeq and is a predicted model, not a curated record.